GGGGGGAAAAACUAAAACCGAGCGCCGUUCGGUCAUGUGAUCCCAGUUUUUUUUUUUUUUUCUGGCUCCUCUUUUUCUUCCGUCGAAGUUGAAAGGCUGGAGCCUGUGCGGCAGAAGGGAGCCACCACUUUCUUGCCUUCCCACACUGGUCGCGGAUGCAACGAUUUUGUCUCUUUUCAGGAGCCACAUUAUCCAUUUUUUGACUCCAUCACGAUGGCGGGGGCAAUUAUCGAGAACAUGAGCACCAAAAAGUUGGUGAUAGUGGGAGUUAUAUUGCUUUUGUUCCAGGCGUUCGCUUUCAUGGUCGGUGGGUUAAUUGCUCCCAGCCCCACCACGGCGGUACACUACCUGGCCAUCAAAUGCGUGGACACCGUCAAGCACCGGCAGGAAGCAAAGUGGUUCAUGCCUUGGGGUCCCAAUCAAUGCGACAAGAUCCGCUCCUUUGAUGAGGCCUCGGCCAAGAUGAUCGAGGCCAACAACAUUGUGUUUGCUGUCCACAUUCCUCUGCCGGACAAGGAGAUGAGCCCCUGGUUCCAGUUCAUGCUGGUCAUCUUGCAGUUUGACAUCGCCUUCAAAAUGUACAAUCAGAUAGAGGAUGGAGCGAUGGUCACCGUUGACGUGGGCGUGGCCUACAGAGACGAUACCGUUAGUGAGUGGACUGAGAUGGCUCACUCUUAUGAACAACGGAAACUCAACUGCAAUUUCACAACUUCCAAGACAUUUGAAAACGAGGGCCGCUACUACGAGUGUGACCUUCUGCCCUUCAUGGAGGUCGGCAGCGUGGCCCAUAAGUACUAUCUCCUCAACAUUCGUCUGCCUGUCAAUGAGCGCAAGAAGAUCAACGUGGGCAUCGGCGAAAUAAAGGACGUUCGCCUGGUUGGAAUCCACCAAAAUGGAGGCUUCACAAAGGUUUGGUUUGCCAUGAAGACGUUCCUGACACCCAGCAUCCUCAUCAUCAUGAUCUGGUACUGGAGGCGCAUCACGCUCAUGACGAGACCCCCUGUGCUGCUGGAGAAGGUGAUCUUUGCUCUGGGUAUCUCCAUGACGUUCAUCAACAUCCCAGUGGAGUGGUUCUCUAUUGGCUUCAACUGGACCUGGAUGUUGCUUUUUGGAGACAUUCGACAAGGCAUCUUCUACUCCAUGUUGCUUUCUUUCUGGAUCAUCUUCUGCGGGGAGCACCUCAUGGACCAGACUGAGAGGAAUCGUUUCUCAGUGUAUUGGAAGCAAGUCGGGCCCAUUGUGUUUGGGUCUUUCUGUCUCUUUAUCUUUGACAUGUGCGAGAGAGGCGUCCAGUUGACCAACCCCUUCUACAGCAUCUGGGCAUCGGAUGUUGGCACUGAGCUGGCCAUGGCUUUCAUCAUCGUGGCCGGGAUCUGCGCUUGCCUCUACUUCCUCUUCCUCUGCUUCAUGGUUUUCCAAGUUUUCCGCAACAUCAGUGGGAAGAGGACUUCACUGCCCGCCAUGUCCAAGGCGAGACGCCUGCACUAUGAGGGUUUGAUUUUUAGGUUCAAAUUCCUCUGAAAAUCCCUCACCUUUUUUUUUUUUUUUUUGCGAGUAGUUUCUUUUCUCCGUUUUUGGAGCAGUUGGAAGGAAUUUACUCUUUGUGCUUGCCCGUCCAUCUUUGUCCAGGUGAACGAGGGUCACUGGCACUGGGGGGAACACACCGUUCAGGUGAACAGCGCCUUCUUCACGGGCAUCUACGGCAUGUGGAACCUCUACGUAUUCGCCAUCAUGUUCUUGUACGCCCCCUCUCACAAGCGAUACGGAGACGACCAGUCAAGUGGACAGUGUAUCACAGGAGAUGCCGCUGCAAACAGUGGUGAAGACAUCCAGCUGACGACAACCAUCACUCACGUUGACGGGCCCACCGAGAUCUACAAGAUGACUGGAAAAGAAGCCCAAGAGUAGACCCCGCCCGCAUUGUUGUUGCCACCCACCCUUGGUUACCUACUGUUCCAACGGCCCCCUUUCCCGCAGACAUACUGUGCAUAAGUUACACGUUUUUUUUUUUUCUUCUCUUUUAUACCCUUGACACCUGACGCACCAGCAACAGUCCACCUUGCACGAACUGUCAACAAGUCCUUUUCAUUUCAUGGGGGAUACAUUUCAUACUUGCUAUAUACUAUUGUGUUUUUAAAAUGUUGCACAACACUUUUGACACCAAGUCGGGUACUUGAAAGCUGCCUCGUAGAUCAAUGUAUUAGCUCAAAAUGUUACAUGUAGUCUGGUUUGCGCUGCGGUUUUAGAGUCAAGGCCUAAAAUUGGAUGGGAAUGGACUGCAUCAUUUCUCUUUUUUUUCUGGAUGCAAUGCUGUCACUUUGAUUUCUAUCCGGUAAUGUUGAUAGUGAAGGCCAUCUAACCCCUCACUAAUCUCUUCCUUGGAAAGUACAUCAGGUGUGACACGUCAUUAGAAAAGUAUUUUUUAAAAUAUUAUUGGGGGGAAAAUGUAUGGACCACAAACCUAUUUUUAUAGUGUUUUUUUUUCCAAUUGCAAAAACAUGUAUCGCACUCUACCACGUUGAGUUUAGAAGUUGCCAGUAGACGUAUUAAAUGUCCUAUUUUUGUUUUUUGCUUUCUAUUGUAAUUUAAAUAAAAGUACUUUUACUUAACCUUUA
Messenger RNA from Hippocampus comes (tiger tail seahorse), 2615 nucleotides. It is a transcript of the gene wls, whose product is annotated as Wnt ligand secretion mediator. Gene Ontology annotation, molecular function: Wnt-protein binding. Gene Ontology annotation, cellular component: organelle membrane; endomembrane system. Lineage: Eukaryota; Metazoa; Chordata; Actinopteri; Syngnathiformes; Syngnathidae. The record is from RefSeq and is a predicted model, not a curated record. The transcript is spliced from 11 exons. Gene Ontology annotation, biological process: Wnt signaling pathway; Wnt protein secretion; intracellular protein transport.